Molecule: messenger RNA, 1426 nt
Organism: Psammomys obesus (fat sand rat)
Lineage: Eukaryota; Metazoa; Chordata; Mammalia; Rodentia; Muridae
Gene: Trim13
Product: tripartite motif containing 13
Exons: 4
Coding region: 199-1422 (407 amino acids)
Biological process (GO): innate immune response; positive regulation of canonical NF-kappaB signal transduction; positive regulation of macroautophagy
Molecular function (GO): zinc ion binding
Source: RefSeq, a predicted model, not a curated record
GGCCGUGUCCAUUUUGCGCGGGCGCCGCCGGGGCCGCAGUCCGCGGAGAGAGACAGUAACCUUGUCGAAAGCACCUGCUUGGCCGGGACAGAGGUGUCAGCUGAUUUUUGUGACUACUCCUUAGGUAAACCAGGGUGGCCUGAACCAACAUGUCCGCCUGCCUCUGCAGUCACUUCUGGGAUUGGAUUAAAGGAUGUGAUGGAGCUGCUUGAAGAAGAUCUCACAUGCCCAAUUUGUUGCAGUUUGUUUGAUGAUCCCCGAGUUUUGCCCUGCUCACACAACUUCUGCAAAAAAUGCUUAGAAGGGCUCUUAGAGGGGAAUGUGAGGAAUUCAUUGUGGAGACCAUCUCCAUUCAAGUGUCCUACCUGCCGUAAGGAAACAUCAGCUACUGGAGUCAAUAGUCUGCAAGUUAAUUACUCACUGAAGGGAAUUGUGGAGAAAUACAACAAAAUCAAGAUCUCUCCCAAAAUGCCAGUAUGCAAAAGCCACUUGGGGCAGCCCCUCAACAUCUUCUGUGUAACUGACAUGAGGCUGAUCUGUGGGGUCUGCGCUACUCGUGGUGAGCACACAAAGCACGCCUUCUCCUCUGUUGAAGAUGCCUACACCCAGGAGAGGGUGGCCUUUGAGGCCCUCUUUCAGAGUUUUGAGACCUGGCGCCGGGGAGACGCUCUUUCCCGCCUGGACACUUUGGAAACUAACAAGAGGAAAUCCUUACAGUUACUCACUAAAGAUUCAGAUAAAGUAAAGGAGUUUUUUGAGAAGUUACAACACACAUUGGAUCAAAAGAAGAAUGAAAUCCUGUCUGACUUUGAAACUAUGAAGCUUGCAGUUAUGCAAGCCUACGAUCCAGAGAUCAACAAACUCAAUACCAUUUUACAAGAGCAACGGAUGGCCUUUAACAUUGCUGAGGCUUUCAAAGAUGUGUCAGAACCUAUUAUAUUUUUGCAACAGAUGCAGGAGUUCAGGGAGAAACUCAAAGUAAUCAAGGAAACUCCUUUGCCACCCUCUAAUUUGCCCACUAGCCCUCUAAUGAAGAACUUUGAUACGAGUCAGUGGGAGGACAUUAAACUAGUUGAUGUGGACAAGCUCUCUUUGCCUCAAGACACAGGCGUGUUCACUGGCAAGAUUGCCUGGCGCCCCUAUCUGUUGCUCAUGGUGGUAGUUCUGCUGGGUCUCCUCGUAUUCUUUGGACCCACUGUGUUCCUGGAAUGGUCUCCACUUGAUGAGUUGGCAGCUUGGAAAGACUGUCUUUCAAGUGUCAGUUCUUACCUGACUAAAUCAGCUGAUUUUGUAGAACAGUCUGUUUUUUACUGGGAACAAAUGACAGAUGGGUUUUUCAUUUUCAGUGAAGGCGUCAAAAAUGUUAGUUUGGUGGCACUGAACAAUGUAGCAGAAUUUGUAUGCAAAUAUAAACUGUUAUAAAGUC